Molecule: messenger RNA, 822 nt
Organism: Plectropomus leopardus (leopard coralgrouper)
Lineage: Eukaryota; Metazoa; Chordata; Actinopteri; Perciformes; Serranidae
Source: RefSeq, a predicted model, not a curated record
AUGGGACCAAGCAGGAGGAUGUGCAGGACUCAGCUCUGGCUUUUGGCCUUUCUGGUCCUUUGUUCUCUGACUUCUCUGGCUGAUCAAUCUCCAAUGAAGGUGAUGUCUGCUCCCAACUUGUUGCGGGUAGGAACGCCUGUAAACAUCUUUGUGGAGUGUCAAGACUGCACUGAUGAUAAUGACAUCGUAGUAGAAAUCAUCGUAGAGAACUAUCCCACCAAAAGCAAAAGGCUGACUUCCACAUCUGUGACCCUUACAAGUGCAAAAAAAUUCCAAGACUUCGGAGAAAUCGUGAUUCCUGCUGGAGACUUCAGUCCAGAUCCUAACAAAAAGCAGUAUGUGUACCUGAAAGCUCGGUUCCCCGAUGUAGAGCUGGAGAAACUCGUCUUACUGUCCUUCCAGUCCGGGUACAUUUACAUCCAGACCGACAAGACUCUCUACACCCCCAACAGCAUAGUUUAUUACAGGAUGUUUGCAGUGACGCCCAGCAUGGAGCCUGUAGAGAGGAAUGUCACAACCCAAACUGAUGCUACUAUUGCCAUUGAAAUUAUGAGCCCGGAUGGCAUCAUUUUACCACUUGAUCCAGUCUCUCUGAAAUCAGGGCUCCACUCCGGAAAUUACCUACUUGCUGAAAUUGUCAGUUUCGGACUGUGGAAAAUAGUGGCAAGGUUCCACAGCAAACCUCAGCUGAGCUACUUUGCAGAGUUUGAAGUCAAAGAAUAUGUGCUGCCCAGUUUUGAGGUUAAACUGAUGCUUGAGAGUCCCUUCUUCUACGUUGACAGCCAAGAGCUCACCGUUCAAGUCAAAGCAACGUAUGUGAAG